Molecule: messenger RNA, 456 nt
Organism: Rotaria socialis
Lineage: Eukaryota; Metazoa; Rotifera; Eurotatoria; Philodinida; Philodinidae
Source: the annotation of a GenBank genome assembly
AUGGCUAGCAAACAUGUGAUGCUCUCCUAUCAAUGGGACGAUCAGAAGCUAGUAACUGAUGUCUACAACUAUCUUACAGAAAACAUGCAUAUGAAAGUUUGGAUGGAUAUUAAUGGCGGUAUGAAAGCAAAUGUUUAUGAAUGCAUGGCCGAAGGUGUACAAGGGGCUGAGGUGAUUGUUUGUUUUCUCACAGCCAAAUAUCAAGCUUCAACUAAUUGUCAACAAGAACUACAGUUCGCUCGCGAUUCAAAAGUUUCCAUCGUUCUUUGUCGAGUUCAAAGUUCAUGGAAACCUUCCGAUUGGCUAGGUAGUAGCAGCAUUCUCUCUAUUCAGCAGUCCUUACACAUGGAUCGCGAACUCAGUCGAGUUCGCAUUAGAGUUGUAGAGUUUAUUCAUUUCCAAUUUUUGUGUAAAGAUAAUGAGUCAAGUAGUGAUUCUCAGGAUAUUCAAAGUUAG